AUGCUAGAGGCCCAGGAACCUGUCGCGUGCAUGAUGCGCCAGUGCCUCCCAGCAGACACAUCAGUGGCUGGCGGCAUUGGAGGACAAAGGCUCUGCUACACCCUGGCCAAAGGGAAAGAGGCUUUCGCCAGAUGCUACGAUCCCGCCUUCCCUGCCUGCAGCCCUUGCCAGACCUCACCUCCGUGCGAAAGCUUCUGUGAGGCAGAAGUCUUCAUCGAGCAGCCACUUGGUUCCAUGUGCCACCUGGACAACGAGUGUGGAGGGGACCCCUUGGCUGCCUGCCACCUCGGCGUUUGCCGUCGCGUCCUCUGGGCCGGCCAGAAGUGUGAGAACGAAGAUGGGCACAAUGUGUGCAUCUAUGGAGGAGAACGAUGCGUCAACGGCCGCUGUGUGGGCUUUGGCACCAACGUUGCUUGUUGGGAUGGGUAUCAAGAAGGACGCGACCUGGAUUGUCAAAAGGGAUGGUACUGUCUGAGGGCCGUUUGCGUGCCCCAGCUCCCGCGCGAACACAGCUGUCGGGGAGAGCAUCCGCACGAGUGCCUGCAGGGCCACCUAUGCAACCUGGCCGCGGCGAGACCCCAGUGCGUCGCCGAGUAUUCCCUCGAGCCCGGGGUGGCCAGCAGUGAUCGCCGACUCUGCAAGUCGUCACAUCUGGACACGCGAACAAUGGAGUGCGCAGAGGUGCCUCUGUACGACAGCAGCGGUGGUGAGUGCAUGUCAGCGGCCGCCUGUGUUCGUGCAGAUGGCACAACAGGCGAGUGCAAGUGCAAACGCUGGUGGGACGGCGUCAGCUUGCCGGGCUACUGCGAGCUGCUCGUCCCCGAUUUGCAGCAGCCCUCUUCGGCUGAGUUCCGGCGCUAUGCCUUGCAAGGGUGCCAUCACGAUUGGCCUGAAGCAAGAUGUGCCGCGGAGCUUGACAAGCUGGGUCUGCUGGAGCUGGACGGGCGCCAAGGCAGUGAAGAUGCAGAGUUGGAAGCCAUCGUCGGAGAGAGGACGCUGGAGUUCGGCAUCGUGGUCUCGCAGUGGGCUUCCAAAGUCUGCAAAGUGCGCUGCGUGGUCUCCACCACGAAGGCAGGCGAUGACUGGCAGCGGGUACUUGGGAAGGGCACUCGAGUGCCCAUGCACAGGUUCGAGUGCAUGUUGGCCUUGCCAAGACAUGUCCGAGGCAUCGUUCGCGGUAGCUUCGAAAAGAAGUUCACGGGUGGAUUCAUGGCAGCGGUACUGUUUUAUCGCUGCUUCCAAGCUGCCGUAUCGGCCGUGAAUGUGCAGCGGCAAGAAGAGAAAAAAGGGAUCGCGCGCCACGAGGCUCUGGAGACUCAAGGCUGUGUGGCAGGAGGGGAUGGCUCGCCGGAGAAGGACUGGCAGAUCCGAAAGCGAGGCCGGCGUGGCCUCAAGGCAGAACUCCAACGUGCCAUGGAGGGCUCGGACAGCGAGGACGAAGGCCAGGCAGCCAAGGCUGCAAAGCUGGACGCCUUCGUGGCCCCCGAGGCCUCCGACCACAGUCAUUCCAAGUGGUCGAAGCCCCACAUUGCAGCAGGGAUCGAGAAGUUGGAGCUGAACUGGGCGGCAAAGCCAAGACUCCCGGAGGAGGGCGCCAGCCCCGAUGGGGAGGCGGAGAAGCCCAGGCCUCAGGAGGAGGGCGCAAGCCCCGGUGAGGAGGCGCCCAAGAAGCGCCGGCAGCGCAAGGCGGAGAAGCCAAGUCUCCAGGAGGACGCCCUAAGCCCCGACGAGGAGGCGCCCAGGAAGCGCCGGCAGCGCAAGGCAGUCCCAGACGAAGCCGAUGACGACCAGUCGCAGGGCCCUGGCCGCGCCCGCGCGCAGAAGGGGCCGAAGCGAGCCAGGCCGAAGGCGGAGGCAAAGCCAGAAUUUGGCGAUGAGGAGGAACCUGAUGAAGAGUCCGUAGCUGCUUGGAGACGGCUCCUGGCCGAGCGCGCCGGCGGCGACGACCUGCGCCUGGCCUUCGCGCUGCGGCCGAUGGCAUGUCAGGAGUUGCGCCAGCUUGGUCCAGAAAGAUACCUUGGCAAGAAGAAGGAGCCAGGGGCGCAGCCACUCUUCAACAAUGAGGGGAAGGUGAACCUUCAGUUCCUACUAGCCAGCUACAAGGCCUCAGAGAAGCGCCGUGCUGAGGACAAGGACGCGGCGAGCCCACACCACCCGUUCCUUCUUUGGCUGGUGAAGCAGGCGCGCGCGCUACGGCUCCUGAGCAGGCAAGAGGUGCGCCGCGGGCAGAUCCCAAACAAGCGUCUGGACCAGGCGAAGAGCAGUGGCUACAGCCUCGCGGAUGAAGCCAACUUGGUGCAGGCUUCCGACGAAGAAAAAGAUCGCCGGAAAGACGCCGAUGAGCGCGAGAAGGCGGGCUUGGACGCUCUGCCCCGCGAAGUUCACUUCCCGGAGAGGUCGACAAGUCAGUUCGAGCUCGCGGAGUCCUCCGAGAGACUGCGGCAGCAGUUGCGGAGCCAGGCCGAGAGGAGAAAGGAGAAAAUCAAAGCCCAUUCCAGCAAUGGCCAAGACCUUCAGUCUAUGUCAUCAAUUCUCAGUGCGCCGUCGUUGUCAUUCGACUGGGUCGAGCCUGAGUCGGAUGAGGAGACCAAUCCACAUGGCAUCCUCCAGGUUGACCUGCCUCCCAGCGCCAAGAGCUCCGACUCCAAGCGUGCGUUGCUUCGCGAGACCAUCCAGCGCUCCAUGUCCUUCAAGCAGGCUGAGGUCCUCACUUCCAAGGCGACUCGAGCUCUGACUUCGGCGUCCCUGUCGGCCUCCAGCACCAAGUCUGCGCCGCUUGCCGAGGCAAACAAGCUGGCGGAGAAGAUGGCCGACAAACUGGCCAAAGCGAAGAAGUCCAGGGAAGGCCCCGAGGCGCAGGGACAUCCUGACGAGGGAGAGGGCGCUGCAGCUGAAGUCACGGCUUCAGCAGCUGAAGCCACGGCUUCAGGCAGCACUGCUUCGGCCCAGCCGGAGCCGCCAGCGCAGCCAGCGCAGCCAGCGCCGCCAGCUCCAGAAGUGCCCGUUGAAGGCGCAGCGCAUCCACAAGUGGCAGACCCAGUAGACACCGAGGUGGGCCCUGUCCCCAGCGAGGAAGGAGGAGUGCCCGAAGCGAAGGGCAUUCCUUUGGCCGAGCAGGGCCACGAUCACAGAGAAGAACCUCAACGAGACCAGACGGAAGGGGACCUGGACAUCAGCGCCACGAUGCCCUUUGAAGUCGUGCUCGAUGCUGCAGACAGAGGACCAGGGGAGGCGCCUGCAGAUGCAGAUGCAGAACUCUCCGCCACCCUCCCCUUCGAAGUUGUGCUCGGUGAUGCGGAGGCCACCGAGCAGACCGCCGCGAAGGUGGUGGAGGCGCAGGCCCCUGAGGAGGAACCGCAGGCGAAGGCCACCGCUUUGGAGGAGUCCUGGGAUGCCACGCAGGAGGCGCCAAGCAGCGAGGAGGCGGACGAGGCCGACUUGACAAUGGCCCAGCGCCGGGAGCGCGCUUGGCUGCGCCACGUACGUAAGAAACGGCGAGAGGAGGAGGACAAAGAAAACAAGCUGCUGAAGUCCAAGGCGGCAAAGGCUGGCCGCGGCAAAAUGGCUCACUCCAUGGAGGAGGAAGACGACGACCUCUUCCUUGGCAAUCGGACGAACAGGCAGCGUUCUGACAGAAAGAGGCCGGCUCUUUUGCUGGGCCUGCGCGGCAUUGCUUGA
This is a messenger RNA of Symbiodinium natans, 3678 nucleotides long. Lineage: Eukaryota; Dinophyceae; Suessiales; Symbiodiniaceae. The record is from the annotation of a GenBank genome assembly.